GAUACCUUCAGUUGGCACCCACGAGUGCCUGCAGCCACCUGCACGGCCUCAGUGUCUCUGCUGCCAUUACGAUAUAUCUGCGACUGCUGCCUCUACGGUACUUGAACGUAUUAUUGUAAAAAUAAGGACAAAAGUCAGUGCCAACGCGUUUAGUAAGCUUCGAAACAGUGAUUUUUGAAUACUUAACUGUUAAUGAUUGAAGGCGAGUGCGUAUAUCUAGAACUAUUGACCAAUAAAUAAUUUUAAGCAAAAUAUAUUUUUCUGCUGCUGCUUUAUCACCAGAGGGUAAUUCUUGAGUAACUAUAUAGAGGCUGCUGCAGCCAUGGUCGAGUUGAAGGUGGUAGCAACCGCGUCUGACGACCAAACUCACGAAGGCGACGCACAGUCAGUACACGUUCACGGCAACGUAUUUACAUGUGGAGAGGAUGGCAAGGUGAAGUUUACCUUAUCUAAGCAGCUGGUGACCAAGCCAGGGGACGACAUAGAGAGCGUGCUGAUACACGCGGGUCGCGUCCUCACCUGCUCUACCAGUGGCUCGAUCAAGAUAUGGGACCACAACAACCUGAAGCUCCUGAACGAGUUCAAAGCCCAUGAUUACAGUAUCAAUGAUUUGUUGGUGUUGGGGAACACGCUCUUCACCUGCUCAGUCGAUGCCACUAUUAAGACCUGGGACCUCGAAACUCUGCAGCUCAAGAAGACACUGGCGCCCCACGUAGACUCUGUCAGGAAACUUGCCACAAAUGGUACCAACGUCUUCGCUGGGGAUGAUAAUGGCGAGGUGCGUGUGUAUGACCAGGAAGGAGAGUUCCUGGCCAUGUACGGAGUGGUGGAGGAGGUGUGGGACCUGCACGCCCAGGAUGACCUCCUCUAUACUGUCCGGGACAGAGGAGUAACCAUCACCCAGACCAAAGGAGAAACCAACAAGUUCACAGUGACCAAGUCUCUGGACGGCCGCGCUCCGCUCUGCGUGGUGGGGAACCACCUCAGUUUCCCGGACACCUCCGGCCUCUCCAUCUGCGUCCAUGACAACACCUUCGGAUCAUACAAGCUCAGGGGCCAACUACAGGGACACGAAAUGAUCAUCACCGCCCUGGCGGGUUGGGGCCCGGACCGGUUGGUCAGCUCUGGUUGGGAUAACCAAGUACGUCUCUGGGACCUGUCUGCCCUCAAGGGCCUCGCCUCCUGCGCCCUUCCCGGCUGCCCAAAUGGUCUCGCCUGCUCCCAGGAUGGCUGUGUCUUUGCUGCGGGAGCUGAAGGCUUCCUGUGCAAGAUGAAGGCUGUGUAGUGCGCUCCUACGGGCUGUACGCUCCUUCACCUUGCUCUUCUACGGCACUUUUUUUUUUCUUCUUAUUCCAGAAGUUUCAUGUGAUCGACAUCAACAACGUCAGCAACAGAAAACGGUGUCAACGGAAGAUAUCAACAACGGUAGACAUUGUCAACAGAAGACAUGUCAGACACGAAAUAAUAUUAAUAAUGUAGCAGCUGCGAUUAUUAUUAUUUUUUUAAAUUGAGGAUUUACAAUUAUUUUCCCCGUGAACGCUUAAUAGUUCACUGACUGUAUACUCUGUAAUUUAGUUGCUUCUAAUAACCCAUUUCUUAUGCAUUUUUAUUUUUGAUUUCUAAUUGACAUCUUAUAGAACCAUGCUUCUCUAUAUAGUGUAUAUUAGAUUUUGAAAGAGUGAUGUAUAUAAAAUAAUAUUUAUUUUAUAA
Molecule: messenger RNA, 1710 nt
Organism: Procambarus clarkii (red swamp crayfish)
Lineage: Eukaryota; Metazoa; Arthropoda; Malacostraca; Decapoda; Cambaridae
Product: myosin heavy chain kinase B
Molecular function (GO): protein binding
Source: RefSeq, a predicted model, not a curated record